Paramuricea clavata is the source of this 557-nucleotide messenger RNA. The record is from the annotation of a GenBank genome assembly. NCBI's taxonomy places the organism in Eukaryota, Metazoa, Cnidaria, Anthozoa, Malacalcyonacea, Plexauridae.
AUGUGGAAAUUUUCUGAUACGUUUAAGCGGUUACAUGUAGCAUUUGCUAUGAAUAAUUUUCCCAGUUUUUGUUUGAAACCAAAGCAAGUUCAAUGCUUUGAAUAUUUGCUUCAAGGCUUCGAUGUGUUGUCGAUUCUUCCAACUGGCUUUGGAAAGUCGCUGUUGUUUCAGCUUUUGCCAGACCUUUUGCCAGUUAAAAAGUCGUCCCAGAAUAUCGUUCUUGUUGUCUGUCCGUUAUCAAGUAUAAUCGAAGAUCAAAUCAGUGCUCUGAGUUUGAUUGGAAUUCCAGCAGAAAUUUUACCAAAUACAUGCGAAGAUUCUUCACAUUUAUACAAUUCGGAGUCGUUGUUUGAUCGCAAUGAGGAUACAAACGAACAAACUUCGGAAGAAUGUAAUGUAAACGUUUCGAAAGCAGUGAUCGAUGGAAAGGCGAAAUUGUUAUUUGCUCAUCCCGAAGCUCUUCUAAGCACGUUCGGAAGAAAGCUUUUGAUUAGUAAAGUGUAUCAGGAUAAUGUGGCGGCUUGCGUUAUUGAUGAAGCACAUUGUGUUGAAAUAUG